AUGGUGUCAGAGGAAGUAAGUGCGAUGAUACAAGGAGAAACUUCAAUCAAAAGGUCUGACCCUGGUAGUUUUGUCCUAGAUUGUAAGAUACAAAACGCACGAUUUCCUCGAUCUCUAUGUGAUCUUGGUUCUAGUGUAAACCUCAUGCCAUACUCUGUGGCAGUUUCACUAGGAUAUAAUAAUUUCGUUCCAACGCCUAUUAAGCUAGUUUUAGCUAAUCACUCUAUUAGGGUACCUGAGGGAAUCCUCGUAGAUGUACCAGUUAAAAUUGAUGAUUGCUUCAUACCAGCAGAUUUUGUUGUACUCAAGUAUAAACAAGUGCCGAAAGACCCCCUUAUAUUAGGUCGGCCCCUUUUAGCUACAGCAGGAGCAAUAAUAGAUUGUAAAGGAGGAAAGAUUAACUUAAAUGUCGGAGAUAUAUCAAUGAACUUCGACAUGGAAAAACUAGUAAAACGUCCUCUAAUAGACGAUCAUGCCUUUUACACAGAAGAAGUUUCUGAGCUGGAGAAAGAAUACCUUACGGAUAUAUGUGCUACCAAUUCAUCAGAAGACACAUUCACUCCUGAUGAACAAGAAAUUCUGAACGUAGAUAGCAGAACAGAAGAUUAUGCGAACCUUAUGGACGCAAGUAUCGGAGAUGCAAAUGAAGAAAAUAAUGAUUCUAAAAUCAUUACGGAUCAAUUCCUUAGGGAAACUAUUGAUCGUUCAUUUUCUUCAUCGACCAAAUGGACUAAAGAAAAAGCGCCCAAGGUGGAACUGAAACCACUUCCAGCUGGCCUGAAAUAUGCAUUCAUUUGCGAUAAAUCAUACCCUGUCAUUGUUAACGCUAAUCUCACGAAUGGAGAGCUUGCGCUUCUUUUAAAAGAAUCUUGUCCUAAAUUGGGAAAAAUGUCAUUUCAUGGUAAACGAUGGUAUAGUCCUUGGACAUAA
Molecule: messenger RNA, 930 nt
Organism: Raphanus sativus (radish)
Lineage: Eukaryota; Viridiplantae; Streptophyta; Magnoliopsida; Brassicales; Brassicaceae
Exons: 1
Coding region: 1-930 (309 amino acids)
Source: RefSeq, a predicted model, not a curated record